CCCAGAGACGGACGCACAGGAACCUUCGAUCGCGUCUUCUCUACUACACGGACAAUUUAGUGUGUUGGACCCAACCCGGAAGCUGGCUGUGACCUGUUCAGUGUUUUCAUCAGUAAAAUGGACUUUUAGCUGGAGAGGAGAGUCAUGUUCACCCUAAAGGCGUUGCAGAAAAACAAAACAGUUAAAUAUGGAGUCCCUAUGCUUUUGCUCGUAGUUGGAGGCUCCUUUGGCCUGCGAGAGUUUACACAACUUCGAUACGAUGCCCAGACGAUCAGAAAAAAGCUGGAUCCUUCACUGGAGGCCAAAGUGAACGUCCAGAAGCAGUCGGUCAUGCUGGAGGAGGAGUAUGAGAAGAUGAAGGAGGUGAAUCUGGAGGAGUGGAAGAACAUCCGCGGCCCUCGUCCCUGGGAGGACUCCAGGGAGUACCAGGAGCAGCAGCGCAGCAGGCAGAAGAAGGACUGAGGCUCAGGGACACCAGGCAGAGCGGACUGCACACACAGUCUGUGGCGAGGGCGCCGCUCAGGCCUCAGUGACCCGGCGCUGCAGCUUCAGGACACUCGACUUGAGUUGGACUUUAAAGUUGUUUUUAAAGAUGAAGGAGUUGAUCUUAUU
Molecule: messenger RNA, 612 nt
Organism: Cottoperca gobio
Lineage: Eukaryota; Metazoa; Chordata; Actinopteri; Perciformes; Bovichtidae
Gene: cox16
Product: cytochrome c oxidase assembly factor COX16
Exons: 4
Coding region: 145-462 (105 amino acids)
Biological process (GO): mitochondrial respiratory chain complex IV assembly
Cellular component (GO): mitochondrial inner membrane
Source: RefSeq, a predicted model, not a curated record